UUAGCGACUCGCGAGCACUGACUCGACUGACGUCCGUCGUAUCCGUUUCACUUUGUGAUUGAUUCUCGUUUUGUCGAAAGAUGUCCUAUCGUUACAAGUAUCGUUGGUAGAAUACUCGUUCGAGUCGACGCGCGGCGGUUGCGGCGGUGGCGGCGGCGGUGGCGUCGUCGUCGUCGUCGUCGUCGUCGUCGUCGUCGUCGUUUCGCGAUUCCAACGACCGAUCGCGCAAUCGAAUUAACAAUCAGAAACACGAAAAACGCUAGUGAUAAUAAUCGAGAUUUAACCAUAGACAUCGGCCCGCUUGACGUCACCGCCCGCGCCGCACUAAUCUAGCCGCGCAUCUCACCGUGGACGAGGCAUGGGAACAUGGGCCGGAAUACACGUUUCAAGUCCAGGUGAAUUGUACGGCGAUCCCAGAGGAGAGUGCGUACAGCAGCGUGCGGUUGAACUUGGUGUCGAAGAUGAUCUGCCAGCCUAAGGGCGGCCAUACGUUGAGCUGCCACUUCGAAGACUCCAAGGCGAACAGCUUCGUCGUGGAUAGUCUAGAUCCGACGGAAUCGGGGACGCCAGUCGGCCCGGUAAGUCGGCAGCCGGCUUACGAGAUCAACGAGGAUCAGUUCGAGAUCAAGUUCAACAAACGGGGGCUGGACGGUCUGAUGGUGAACGAGAACAUUCAACCGCGCGAGCUCGACAUGAUUCGCAUGAUCGUGGGCCAGCUGAGCGUAGGUGCCGUCAUCGAUGGCGCUGGGAACGACAUUACCUUUGACGCGAUGGAGAACUUUACCCAGGGCGAGUGUUACACGACCUUCAAGAUCGAUAAGAAGCUCGUGGGACGUUCGUUGUACGCGAAACCCGGCUACGCGCUCAAGCCGGUCUUCGGUCUGAAGGAUGGCAAGCUCGUGCAGAUACGGAAGAUCCGAAAUCUCCAUAUGUGCGCGCACAAGGUGCCAUAUUUCUUCGGCAGCGCCGAGAGCGUCAGGGAAGAGAGCGACAUUAUAUCUGAUAUUAGCCUCUCGGAUAGUCACAUCAUGAUAACAUCGACAGAAUUCAUAUCCGGUACAUCGAAUAUGAUAACGACGAGCAAAAUAACUGAGGCGGUGGUAACGACCCUUUACGAGAACGUACGGGUUAGACUCGAAUCGAUUCAAGCUGCGACGAGCGAACCGCCGGCUGUUAAAGAAGCUGAGCCCGCUAGUAUCUUCAUAGGCAAAUGGUUGAACGACGAUUCGUCCGAGGAAGAUAACUAAAUAGUUUUGUUAUCGGUGCUUACAUGGUGCACGAACAGAUGAACGUUUGGUGUGAAAAGUGAAAUUAAGAAAUUCACUUGUUGCACAAAGUGACUUACCAAUUUGAUUUAUCUUUCUCUCUAUUAGGUAAAUUUUAGAUGGUUAUGAAAUUAUGCAACAUUGCAUUUUCACAUUUUAAACAUAUUGCAAAUGAUAUGUUACGCGUGUGAAUGACUUCUGAGAUGAUUGUAAUUUGUAAAUUAAUUAUAAAUUGUAAAUUAAAUUAAUAUAGUACUAAUGUUGAUAGUAAUUAAUAAGAAGAAAAUCGUCGCAGAAGUGUCGAAGUUUGAUGUGUGAGAAUGAAGCUUUAUUACUUGUAUAAUACUGUAAAAAUGGCAACAAAUAAAAGUAUACAUUAAGUUUA
Molecule: messenger RNA, 1650 nt
Organism: Solenopsis invicta (red fire ant)
Lineage: Eukaryota; Metazoa; Arthropoda; Insecta; Hymenoptera; Formicidae
Exons: 3
Coding region: 462-1247 (261 amino acids)
Biological process (GO): lipid transport
Molecular function (GO): lipid carrier activity
Source: RefSeq, a predicted model, not a curated record